Molecule: messenger RNA, 2652 nt
Organism: Rhododendron vialii
Lineage: Eukaryota; Viridiplantae; Streptophyta; Magnoliopsida; Ericales; Ericaceae
Exons: 17
Coding region: 376-2364 (662 amino acids)
Molecular function (GO): protein binding
Source: RefSeq, a predicted model, not a curated record
CGUUACAACUCACGAUAGAUCUCUUGGCCACGUUUAUGUGAAGGGAAGGGCAGAAAUCUCCUCAGUUUUUUUGGAAUCCAAUUGUUGAAACAAGAAAUUUGCAGAAGCAGAAGAAGAAGAAGUUGAGAGUCAGAGAAACGGAUGAACAAAGAUGGACUGGACCCGAGAUAUCGGAAAAGGUGGGAACUGAAGCCGAGCGCGAACAAACUAACUGAAUUAAGAUUACGACGCAUCGAGCAUGAAAAUUUGUUUCUUAAAAGUCAAAAUUCUGUUGACAAACUUGUCAAUUGAACUGUCUUUUCGUCAUUGGAUGGAGUGGCCUCGUAGAAGAUGAGGCUGAAGUUACACCUCUCCUUUUAGCGCUCUUGGAACAAGAUGGAGAAUAUGCAGUACGCUGAGGAGCUUGUGAAGGAGUUUCUUGUCUUCAGAGGGUUUACAAGUACUUUGCAAGCUUUUGGGAAAGAAUUAGGCACUGAUAUAGGCAAAGGAUUUCAAGUAGAUAAGAUAUUGGAACUAAUAUUCUCAGUCUACAUUCCCCAAUUUCGAGCAGAAGAGUUGAUUGAGGUGCUGAGCUUUUUCAAGCAGUGCUUUUCUUCUUCAUCUGAGACAUUGUUGAUUUCUACACUAUCAAAACUAGAGGUCUCUAUUCUCCGUUGUUAUGUAGUACGUGCCAUACUAUCAGGAAGGAAGGACAAAGUUAUAGAGUUUUUGGGGAUGCAUGGCAAUGACUUGUUGCAAAGAGACCAGGAUUGGACUUACUGGUUUGCCAUCCCAUACAUUAAGAACCCCAGCUCGGAUCCACAGUUUCGCAUAUUUUUUUCACAGGAGUGGUUUAACGCCUUGCAUCUGUCAGUUAGGAACUUCUUAAGCGAGAUGUUUAAUGAUACCCGCAUCCCUGCGAUAUUGAAGAUCUGUUCUGAAAAGAUUACUGUCAACCGUCUUAAAAAGGACAUUAGGCAACUUAAUCUUAGGUUGUCCGAACUUCAGGCUUUAUUGGAGAAAAAGGAAGCUCAGUUAUGCAGAUCAAGGAGUUAUGCUUCAUCACCCCUGGAAGCAAGUGUGGGUCAGAAAACCAGCCCAACCAACUCUGUAACCUGGACUCCAUUGAAUGGUGGCCAUGAAGCGGAUAUUAUUCCACCCAGGGUUUCUCAUGAGACGUGUGCGCCUUUGAGUACACCUGUAAGUGAACAAGAAUCACCUAGGAAUUGGGUCGUUACUGGACCUGCUGAGGGUGCUCCAAAAUUGGCCUCAUCUAAGGUUACUCAAAGCUCAAGCUCAAAAAUGGUGUUCAGAGGGAGUGGGAGGAUAAAUGAUCCUCUGGAAAUGAUCAAGGAUGGCUUUAAUAUUGAGACUAGCACAGAAAUGCAGGAAGAAGAAGAAUUUCCAGAAGUGGAAGUAGAAUUUCAGGAGACAUUCUUGGGCCACACAAGUCCUAUCAGUCGAUGCCGAUUUUCUGCGUCUGGGAACAAUAUUGCCAGUGCUUCUGUGGAUGGCACAGUCAGGAUAUGGACAUAUGACUCAGCAACUCCAGCAUCAAGAAAUGCAACCAUAUACUGUGGGGCAGAGAUCAUGUCGCUUGAAUGGGAUUGUAAAUCAGAUCGCUUGCUUCUGAUUGGCACUGCUGAUGGUGGCAUUAAAGCAUGGAAUGUUGAUGCCAAGAGAGUUGUUUGUGAUCUCAACACAAUUGAAGCAUUUCCGAGUGUCUUGGAUUUGAAAUGCAGUCCUGUGGAACCAAUUUUUGUUUCUGCAGCAUCAUCCAGAGGGCAUGGCACCAGUUAUAUGGAUAAGUUGGGAUUUGCAAACUUAACUGUCUGGAACAUGAAAACAUGGAAAGCAAUGACAGUCCUUCCUCUUGGUGAAGAUCCACCGGCAAUAACUUCCUUAUGCUUCAACCAUAACGGGAAGAUUUUGGCCGCUGCUGCAACUGAUGGAAUGAUUCACAUGUUUGAUAUGUCUGCUGGACUACCAAUUACGGGAUGGCCAGCUCAUGAUUCCGCUAUUAGCUCCAUUCUUUUUGGGCCUGAUGAGACAAGCAUUUUUAGCUUGGGAAUUGAUGGAAAGAUAUUUGAAUGGAGCUUGCAAAACCAAGGUAAAGUUCUUUGGUCAAGAAACUGCAGCAGGUUCUGCAAUCAUGAGAACUCAGGACACUGUAGACAUGAAAUGGCUUUAGAUGCUGAUGGGAGGAGACUUUUGGUGACAUCUGGUUCAGUGAGAGCACCCAUAUAUCAGGUUAGAGGUCAUAUGAAUGGAGUGAAAACCCUUCUUCACAGUGCGGCCAUAACCACUGUUGAUUGGCACCCAACCUUGCCCUUGUUCCUCACUGGUUCAGCCGAUCAUUCAGUUCGUGUGACAUCAAUAUCAUGAAGAUUUUUCCUUUUUGAUUAUUCAAUUAUUUGUAGCUUUGAGAUUGCCAUAUAGCAUGAAAUAGAUCCCGUGCAGUGGUUUGACCACAGUCCUAAUUGGUUUUGUGCCCUUUGUCCAGUUUUUUUGUUGUAGGCAUUUAUGUCAAUGUAAUUCUGAAAUUUCUCUUCUUCAGGUCCAGAAAGAAAGAAGGAAAAAUUAUUUUUAUCAUCACUUCUUCCGAAAUGUAAUUAAACAACAGAUUGUGUUGGAGGAACUUCACACCAAGCAAUGCUAGUACUGAAGUUGUAA